Aspergillus versicolor CBS 583.65 is the source of this 717-nucleotide messenger RNA. RefSeq lists its product as uncharacterized. Bases 1 to 717 code for a protein of 238 amino acids. The transcript is spliced from 2 exons. NCBI's taxonomy places the organism in Eukaryota, Fungi, Ascomycota, Eurotiomycetes, Eurotiales, Aspergillaceae. The record is from RefSeq and is a predicted model, not a curated record.
AUGUCGUCGAUGCCUAUCUACAACGAGUGUAUACAGUCGUCUUUCCCGGACUAUACAUUCGCCGCAGACAAGCCCAAGCAAGCCCCUGCACCUGGCGAAUUCCCUGGGUCCGCCAUUCAUAUACCAUUUGAUAUGGAAUCAUUUGAGUCCAAUCUAUUCCUCUAUCCAUUUUUUACAUCAAACAUGCUAUACGAUGCUGUCCCCGAUGCCGCUACACCAAGCACCCUCCCAAGCAACGAAGCAUCACCCAGCUAUGUGACAGACGACCUCUCAUUGCCAGCGUAUAGCAGCCGGUCAUCGCCGAGCCCUGACACACCCGCUGUCUACAUGAGUGAGGUGGAAAAAGAGCGUCGCUUGCCGUCUCCAACAAUGGAAAACACUCCUAAAAGGAGCCCAUAUAAGGGCACCGUCCAUAACCCAGAAAUUAGUGACCCGACUCCGCCUCUGAAAUGCAUGUGGGAAGGCUGCACCUACAAGGGCGGCUUCAAGCGCAGAUAUGACCUGCGGCGCCAUGUGCGCACGCUGCAUACUUCCCCUAAGAAGCAUGUCUGUCCAGAGCCGGAGUGCGAAGGAAAGAGGGCGUUUAAUAGGAAGGAUGGUCUGCAGAAUCAUAUUCGGCGGUAUCAUACUGUAGUUCAGGUCCCGUCUUGUGAGCCCUCUCCUCGGGUCAUGGGAGUGCAAGGUGUAUUUACUAGUUCCACUGGACGCUGUAAUUGA